ACAUCAGCAAGAGAGGUCCUGCAUGACCGAGGAACUUCAGAUUGAAGUAUUUUCAGUUACUGGUGUGACGGCCUCUACAGAAGCAUCUUUUUGCUGUUAAGGAGCAGCCAUGGAAGCUCUUCGUAGCUCGGAGGAGAUGCUGAGCAAAGCAACUCAGCUGUGGACGAUGCUGGAUGACAUGGCGGAGAACAACCCUGGAAGUUACCGCCAGUUCAUGCAGCAGCAAUUAAAGGAAGCAAAGCAGCAUUAUGCUCCCCCAGAGCCAUGGCUGUGCCUGAAGACCUGCAUCUCGGAACCCACCAAAACCUGCCUAUUCAUAAAUCUGUGCAGUUGGAAUAGGAUCCCUGCUCCCAAGUCACCCUUAGAGCCAAUUCUGUUGAGUGCUGGCAAAAUGGAGACGCUAUCAGAUAAUUCAGAGAUCUACAGCAUCCUUGACAUCGCAUACAAUCCAUCCGUUCUUGAGCGAGUCAAGGAUAACCCACCAGAGAAGGAUCAGUUGAUCCACAUAUCACUCAAGUACAUUGAGGAGCAUUUCAACGUCACUUUGUCUCAUUCCUGGAGCGUGGCAAAAUUUAAAUUGAAAGGAAGCCUUGAAAGGAUGAGGGAGAGCCUGAGAAAAGAACAGCCCCCCUUGGCUGUGUCCCAGAGCAACUCCAACAAAGAAGUGACACCUAACCAACUGCGAAGUCUCAUGACCGAAGACAGCAGUGGCCUUAUUCUGCCGCCAGAGAACCCCACAGCUUCCAAAAAGCAUCUAAUUGAAGAGAUUUCCACUACAGACAAGCCAGAGGUGCACAAACCUGCCUACGAAAUGACCACCAAGAAGGAUGCAGAUGAGGAACCCCUAGAAAUUGAGCUGAGAAUUGAACUGCCAGAUGUUUGCGGUGUGUCUGAGUGUAAUUUGAAUGUCUCUAAGGUGAGGCAGCUACAAAUUGCAUAUUAUUUCCACCCCUCCAGUUUUGCCAGCCAGCCCCAUUUGAAUCUCAGAUGUCUCCCUGCAUCGUCUUUUCAGGAUGAUGUCUUGGUCGAGUGCCUUGAAAAAUACAGGCUGCAGGUGGAUCUUCCAGUGUCUGUGGAUGAAGAAGCAACAUCAGCAACGUUUUAUAAGAAGAAAGGAAUAUUGCUCGUCAGAAUGCCUGUGUACAAGGGGAAAUGACAUUAUCUGAUACGGUCUGGGAAUACACCCUCUCCCCUUCUCUUGAUAAACUUCAUCUCCUUGUCCAGCACUUCCUAUUCAGCAUUUUACACAGGUUAAUAUUAAGUGUAUUGGUUACAUGCCUCUACUAUAUUGUAUUCCUGAGUUUUAAGGCUAAAAUUCUUGCUGCCUUUGAGGAAUGUAAAAACCCAGGAUAAAAUGCACCCCUAAAUACACGUUUUAACAUUUACUUUGAGGGCUGUUUUGAAGGCAUAGUUUCUGCUGCAGUUUAACUGUAAAAGAUUAACAAAUAAAUGAACUCUGUAUCUUAUUUCCCCCCAUUAACCAAAACAA
Messenger RNA from Protobothrops mucrosquamatus (brown spotted pit viper), 1489 nucleotides. It is a transcript of the gene PIH1D2, whose product is annotated as PIH1 domain containing 2. The transcript has 4 exons. NCBI's taxonomy places the organism in Eukaryota, Metazoa, Chordata, Lepidosauria, Squamata, Viperidae. Gene Ontology annotation, cellular component: cytoplasm; ribonucleoprotein complex; R2TP complex. The record is from RefSeq and is a predicted model, not a curated record. The coding region runs from base 110 to 1156 and encodes 348 amino acids. Gene Ontology annotation, biological process: box C/D snoRNP assembly; rRNA processing.